Messenger RNA from Diprion similis, 1852 nucleotides. RefSeq lists its product as uncharacterized. The record is from RefSeq and is a predicted model, not a curated record. Bases 154 to 1755 code for a protein of 533 amino acids. The transcript has 11 exons. NCBI's taxonomy places the organism in Eukaryota, Metazoa, Arthropoda, Insecta, Hymenoptera, Diprionidae. Gene Ontology annotation, molecular function: oxygen binding; heme binding.
ACAUUUCAAAUUAUAACAAAUUUGAAUUUUACAUUCAAUUAUAUCGCUUCAUUGAUUGAUUAAUAUGGUUGGGUAAAUAGCCAAUUAAUUGUCGUUAAAAAGAAAAAAAAACGUAUAUAGUAAUUUCAUUAGGACGUUUAAUUGAAGGCAAAAAUGGGCAAUCGUGGUAGUAAAGCACCAGGAAAUCAGGAAUUUUACUGCUUGAGGCAACAAGACGUCCGUAUUUUCGCCGAAAUUAGUAAAUCUCUUGAAGCUGAUCUAUCUCACUAUGGAACCCAAUUCUACUCUUUGCUCUUCCAGAAUCAUCCCGAGUACUUGAAGUACUUUCAGCAAAGUAACACGCACGAGUUCCAGGCGUACCAUACCCUAAUGGGAACGAAAUUCAGCCUGAUUUGUAGCACUGUCGCAGCACUGUUUUUGGACUACACGCACAAACCUGAACCUCGUGAGCAUUUAUUGGGCUACAUCGCAAUGGUGCACAGGGAUAUGGAUUUGGAUCAGAAGGAUAUGGAAAACUUCAUGAUGGACUUCAUGGAGAUGUUGACCCUACAGUUUCCUAAGCAAAUGACGGGCGAGUGUUGUUUGGGCUACAUGAGAUACGCCGCGUCUCUGGUAUCACGUAUAAAUGUCCUUAUGAUAAAGCAUCGAGAGAUUGGAAGUAUGAGUAGAGUGGAAAACCAAGCCAAUAAAAGACGUUCGACAUUUGGAUGCUGCCAUCUGGUGAAUUGCAACUGGUCACCUUUUAGUCAGCGUCAUUUCAUUUACGGCCGUACUCCAGAAUACUGGGAAGCAAAGAGGCGAUAUUGGAUCAUGCAACGCGCUGUAUGGGAAUCGACCGAUGGAGAGGGACCCUCUCAGCUGCCACAGAAAGAUACAGCCAAAAAAAGAAGCAUCGCCAACAUUUCUAUGACCUCAUUCAGCGAAGACAGACCCUCUAGUGACGAAAGCUGCGUCCAAGUGAUCAAAGAGCCCAACAGCAUGAGCCACGAAUGGUGGACAAGCGAUCAGGAGCUAAGUGAAAAGAUAAUAAGAUCGAACAGACAUGUUCGGAAGGAACGUCAUUCAUCUAUAUUAUCGAAGAAUGAUACAGCUGACACAUCAAGGAGGAUCACUUCCAUACGAAACGACUUGCAAUCCGAAGGAAAUAUUACGAAUGUUGUGGAACCUGGAGAAACUGUGACACGAGCUUUGAACGCUUCCAUGAAGUCUAUGAAUGGUGGCAAAGCUCCAGAUUCCAAAGCUGAUGGUCGAAUGAAACAAUUUAAUCGUGGAAAUUUACGACGAGUCUCUAUUGCUAACUCCACACCCAGAGAAAGAAGACGACAGAGUCUACAAAAAGAUCCCAGUUUAGAGAGCCAUUCACAUAACAUCGACGAGUCAAAACAACUGCGGGCACGAAGAUUGACAAUUCAUACCAAGCCGAGAAAUUACCGUGAUUCUUCUGAUAAUGACAUAGAAGGCAGAAAUUUUCGUUCGGAUCUUCUGACGUCCUUGAGCGUUGCUACCAAUGAGACGAGAAACCAAGGAACAUCCAUAAGUAACGUGUCCAGUACAUCUGGAGCGUUUGGCGAAAUUGAUCACAUGGGAUCAGUAACGUACUACGAUGGCCAAAGAUUUCGUACAUUGUUCUCACCCAGAAAUAUGCCCCGCACUAGUAUCAUCAGCACAGCUGGUUCUGGGAGUAAAGCUAACAAGGUCCCCAAACGCGUGUCUAUAUCAAAUGCUCAGUGGACUUCGUCCAAAGACUCUGACUAGUGGAAGAGAUGCAGAACAAGGUGGUUGUCGACUAGGUACUUGGACAAUGUAUAAAUAAAUCCAUUCAAAUUAUGUACUUAAAAUUUAUUUGUACACG